CUUUUGAUUGUAACGAAUGCUAACGAAUCUUGGUUAUUUUAUACAUCAAGUAGAUUUAUUUAUUUUAAUAACUUGUAGUGUUAACGGAUAUUAAUAAUGUGACCCUAUUUCCUGUUUUAUGUUUACCCUUUUUUAAAUGAUUAAAUUGGUCUCGGGAAGAUUACAUGGCGUAUAAUGAAAAUUCCAGCUCCAGCAUGCAGGAUGACCGGUCGAAGGCGUCUCUGCAAUUGCAGAUAGAGCGCCUUCAAGUUUUGCGGGCGAAGCUUAACACUGUAGCAGAGGAGGAUUACGUCAUCGUCAAAGAAGAAGUACAACGUAGCGGCUAUGAGUCAGAGAGUAGCGAGUAUUCAGAGGACUCGGCGGCGGCCUACGAGGAUGUCACGACUACAACCAAAAGCUCUGGGCCGAGGAAGAAUAUCAACAGGGGGAGAUGGACGAAGGACGAGGACAAAAGGCUCAAGAUAUACGUGAAGAUGUAUAACGAGAACUGGGAGCUGAUAGCGUCGCAGUUCUCAGACAGGUCCGACGUUCAGUGCCAGCAGCGCUGGACAAAGGUCGUCAACCCCGAGCUAGUCAAGGGACCGUGGACCAAGGAGGAAGAUGAAAAGGUCGUAGAGUUAGUUCAAAAAUAUGGUCCCAAGAAGUGGACAGUCAUCGCGCGACACCUCAAGGGCAGAAUAGGGAAACAAUGCAGAGAGCGGUGGCACAACCACUUGAACCCUUCUAUAAAGAAGACCGCAUGGACGGAGCACGAAGAUCGCGUCAUAUACCAGGCGCACAAGCAGCUAGGGAACCAAUGGGCUAAGAUUGCCAAACUACUGCCGGGCAGAACGGACAAUGCAAUAAAGAACCACUGGAAUUCCACGAUGAGAAGAAAGUUCGAGCCGGAGAUGCUGGACAGCUUCGAGAGCCUGCGCCGGCGGGGGCGGGUAAAGCGCGAUCCUAACCCAUACACUGACCAAAGUGAUACACUGCUGCAAGUCGCAUAUAACGAUGACUGGGACUCGUUCAACGACUCGAGCCAAAGCGGCUCAAGCCAGCCGGCCUCCAAGCAAGUGAUGCGGUUCCGACAACUACUGAAAGAUCAGCUCAGCAACAUCCAGCAACAGACGAUGGUGCGGGUCAAGUCGCCCGACCGCGGGAACCUGGUCGCCGCCGAUGUGGAGAUCUGUGAAUCGCCGUUCAAAUUCAUCAACCUGGAAACGUUGCCCACGGAUUCUCCGCUCAAAGGCUACCUUUCCAACGCAUCGGGUACUACUAACAAAGAUAACGUCGUAACAUAUGCCGUGCAACCUGACUCGACGCGGGAGAUCGUGGUGCCGUCGUCGGUCUACAUGAGCCCGAAGAAGUCCUCCGUGACCAGCAGCCCGCCGCCCAUCCUCCGCCGGCGGAACAAGAAGCACAACACGAUCACGCCUAACCGUAACGCCUGGUCAGAGACCAUAAACAAAGCGAUGGAGACGACCGGAGCGACGCCAAUCAAGGCGCUGCCGUUCAGUCCGUCUCAGUUCCUCAACUCGCCCGCCGCGCUCUCUUUCCCUCCGUUUGAGGCCACGCCUUCUUCGCUCUCGCAGCAGCUGCAUACUAGGGAUUGGGGUCCACUAGCGAGUCCCCUACUGCACACGCCCACGCCCGCGCUGAGCUGCAGCCCCAACCUCACGCCCAUCAACAGCCACAGCAAGCACAGGAGUAACACGCCCAAAACUCCAACUCCCUUCAAAAUAGCAAUGGCUGAGAUUGGCAAGAAAUCUGGUAUUAACUACGAGCCGUCGAGUCCGGGUCUUCUCGCGAAGGACAUCACUGAGAUCAUAGAACGGGAGGAGUCGGACAGCACGGUGCAGCUCAAUGACUCCAUGCUGUCGUCCACGGCUGAUCAAGACGGGACGGCUGUUCAGGUGAACGACUCCGGCAUCGGCAGCCUGAAGCGGCGCGCGUCCGAGCAGGGCAAGGAGAACCAGCCGGGGACGCUGACGGUGACCGCAGGCCCGGGCUUGGGCUCGGGCUCGGGCUCGGCGCCGCACAAGCGCGCGCGCAAGGCGCUCGCGCACGCGCACGCCUGGGGCGCCGCCACCUCCACGCCCAGCGCCGCCAGGGUGCCCGACGUCGCUUUCAUCGUCGAGACCCCGAGCAAAACACUUGCCGGUGAUAGUUCAGUGAUGUUCUCGCCGCCGUCCAUCGUCAAGAACUCGCUCGCCGAAGAAUCCACCAGCCUGCACAGCCUGAUGAGCGCCGAAAACACCCCCGAAACACUCAAAUACGAGGAGCUUGAUAUUGAAACGGUCGAAAAAACAAAGGUACAACACAGGUCCUAUGUCCCUACUAAUCCCUUACCCGACGACCUAGACCCUAACAUGUACUACUACGUAACUCCUGAACAUAGCAACCCUACCGUCUUUAGAAAUAUAACUAAUAUAGAAUCCCCUAGAACCUUCGCGAGGUUAAACGCAGAUAGGUUAAGAACCAUCACGUCGGGAAAUGAUUUAUCAUGUGAAAAUAAUUCGAAUCUGAUAGCUCCCAAAGAGAUACUGGCUAAUGCUCUAGCGGACCAUAUUUAUAAAGUGACCAAUCAGAAACCAUCGACGUCGAGGAUAGACGAAAUUUUAACCAAUAAAAUAAUGAGUAGGAGCGCCGAUUAUACGCAAAAAGAAAAUCAAUGGUGGCAAAUGGAAAACAAAGAUUCGGGUCAAACCGAUGAAAUGUUUUCUAGUGAUUAUUAUGUGUUCUCCGACAUGUGAAUUCGCGUUAAGAUUUUUAUUAAUUCCAAUAAAUGGAUUUACUUUUUAAAUGGAUUUAUAUUUAAGGUAUGCACGUAUUAAUUAUUUUUAUGGACUGCGUAGCUAACGUAAUUCAAAAGUUUAAAUUAUGUCGAUUUUAAGUACGUUUUAGGGUUUUAUUAGAUGUAAGAGCACCAAACAACGUUUAACGAGAUUAGAACGUAGGAACCAAAGAUGAAAACUUCAUCAGAUGAAUCGUUGUGAAUUAAUAUAUUGGUAAAACUUUAGUUGUAAAAAUUAAUUAUAAAAUAAUGUAAUAUUAACGAAAAAAUAUACCUCAAGUUUACCAUGCACCAAAUUAUUUUAGUGUUAUUUCGGUUAAGAAUUUCAAGUAUUAAGAUAGGUAUGCUUUGUUUUUGUAUAAAAUGGAAUUUCGGGACUCCAAAAAUAAAUGGGCUGUUAUCGCAGUAUUCAAAAUACUUAAUUAAAAACAUUAGCUAUAAAGAUCAAUUAAAAAAAAAUCAAAAAAUUCAAGAACUCGCGAGUUAAAAACGAUAUAAAUACUAACAUAUCCCUUUAGGCGUCCCCAUCCUGUCCUGUAUUUAUUUAUUUAGAAUUUGUUAAUAGCAUUUUGCUUUGUAAUUUUGCGUAUAAAUUGAUUAACGUUUUUCUAUUAAUUUAUCUAAUAUUUCGACUAAAAUCGUCUCACUGACGCGUUGGUUGUGGAAUUGUGUAAACUAUUUAUUCUGUCAUCUUUGUUAAAACCUUAACAAUUUUAAAUAUAAAUCGGCAGCUAUACUUAAAGAGUACUUUAUUUGAAAUAAACAAAUGACAUUACCCCAUAUACCCGCUCCUCGCCCACACCUCACCUCACCACAAUAUUGACAGACCAGUGUUGUUUUUUUUUAUUUAUAAAAAACUUAUUUAUCUUGUUAAAUUGUUUUUUUUUUUGUUACUAUUUAUAUUCUUUAAAAUGUUUUAAUUUAUUUUAUAGUCGUAGUGCCUCUGUAUUAUGGCAACCUUUUGUAUUAAUUUGCGUAUUUUUUUCUUGGUAGUUUAAUGUCACUGUCAAUAUUGUAUUAUUGUAUUUCCACUCCCAAAGAGAUCCAAUGUCAUUUUUUAUUUCAAUAAAUGUAUUUUGGAAGAUU
Cydia amplana is the source of this 3862-nucleotide messenger RNA. It is a transcript of the gene Myb, whose product is annotated as myb protein. NCBI's taxonomy places the organism in Eukaryota, Metazoa, Arthropoda, Insecta, Lepidoptera, Tortricidae. Gene Ontology annotation, molecular function: DNA-binding transcription factor activity, RNA polymerase II-specific; RNA polymerase II cis-regulatory region sequence-specific DNA binding. The record is from RefSeq and is a predicted model, not a curated record. Gene Ontology annotation, biological process: regulation of DNA-templated transcription. The coding region runs from base 165 to 2735 and encodes 856 amino acids. Gene Ontology annotation, cellular component: nucleus. The transcript has 15 exons.